AAGCUCCAAAGUUCAACCACCAUUCCUUCAUCUGCAUGGAUCACGUGCUGCCCAGCACUUCUUUCAUCUCUAUUAGCCUUUGACUGCCCACGACGGCUCUCAGACUGUCAUGGGGAAGAACCGAAAGUCCAAGCACAACCGUGGCGUGGCUGGCACCAUGGCAACCCUCGCUAUCGACGGGGUCGACGGGUCUGCCGACGCGGAGGACGCCACUCAGACUCUUACGACAGAAAACUUGACUUCGGACUCGGGCAGCCUCAAACGGCCAAGUCCUCACGAUGCUGAAAGUGACGACGGAUGGCAGACGAUCGAGCGCGGUCGGCCCGUCAAAAGGCACAAGAAGAUCCCAGGUCCCAACUCUAACCGGUACCCGGGCAUUACCUUCUCCCAGCAACAAGCAAGGUUGCAGGCCAAGAUUCAUGUCUCAUCCCUGCGUGACUUGAUUCUAUAUAUCUUCGCUGACGGGCCUGCUCCUCAAUGGGUAUCGGUUAAGCACCGCCCGGAGUUCAGGAAGAUCGUCGCCAUCAUGGUCCCCGGCCUCGAAGAGGCCAUGUUCCAAGAGAAGGUUGACUUUUCCAGCUAUAGUCUCUCCCCAGGUCAAGCGAUCGAGCGGGUCUCCGCGGGUACUUCUCCGGAUGAUUAUUAUCCUCGCGUCCUCAAAAAGGAGGCAUUGCACCGGGCUCUGCAGCCAUUUGCCGAUAUGUUCCCGCAUAUCUGGCCAGUGAAGGCACCGGGCGAUGACAAGUACGCCAAGCUGCAUUCUCCGAUGCAGACUAUGCUCACUGCUCCUCUUCCAAAGGAGAAGAAGGGGGCUGCCACGCUGUUGUCUGACCCUCACGGUUGGAGAGAUGUGCGAACGCGAAUUACGGAGUUUCUGGCUACGACUGAUGAGAUGAUGGAAAACGGUUUCCCAGUACACCCAGCCAUGCUCCCGGAAGGAGAGAAGCGAGCCGCUUUCAAAGCCCCUGAUGGUUUCGUCCAUACAAGGGUCAACAGCCUGGAAGAUGGCGAUGUUCCCGAGGCCGAAAUCCAACAGGGCAGCAUCACAGCAGGCCGCGAAGUUUUGGCUUUGGACUGUGAGAUGUGCAUGACAGGGGAAAACGAGUAUUCUCUGACGAGGAUAAGUCUGGUAUCCUGGGACGGCGAAGUUGUGCUUGAUGAGCUUGUCAAGCCGGAGAAGCCUAUCACCGACUACGUGACUCGAUUUUCGGGCAUUACCAAAGAAAUGCUCGACCCGGUCACGACUACUCUGAAAGACAUACAGACUCGGCUACUUGAUAUUUUACAUCCUCGCACGAUACUCGUCGGCCACUCCCUCGAGUCGGACCUCAAAGCGAUUCGGCUUGCACAUCCAUUUAUCGUCGAUACCUCCAUCGUCUUCCCGCACCCGCGCGGUGCACCGCUCAAAUCGUCUCUCAAGUAUCUAGCGUUGAAGUACCUGAAUCGUGAGGUCCAAAAGGGCGACGGCACCAUGAACGGCCAUGAUAGCAUUGAGGAUGCUAAGACCUGUCUCGACCUCAUCAAGAAGAAGUGUGAGAAGGGAAAGGCCUGGGCUGCCGGUGACGUGCAAGGCGAGAACUUGUUUAAGCGACUGGCCCGCGCUGGCACCGCCUACCGCGCCACGGCUGGUCCUCAGGCAACAGGUGGCCUCCCGGUAGGCAAGACCAGCGCAGCAGUCGACUGGGGCGACGCAACUAGGAGCGCCUGCAACGCCGCUACUGUCACCAUCUCGUGCAAGUCCGACGCCGAGGUCGAAGCUGGCAUCAUACGCGCCGUGAAGGGUGACCCGGACGGCCUUGAAGUCCCAGGUGGCGGCGUCGACUUCGUCUGGGCCCGCAUGCGCGAGCUGGAAGCCCGGCAGGGCUGGUGGAACCGCAACAAACUCCUCGCAGAGGACGCCGGCGGCCCACCUUCAGUUCCAUGCGAUAGUGACAGCGACCCAUCUGUUCCUUCCCUGGAGCAAUGCCUCACUACUCUUACCGAUCGGCUGAAGCGCAUUCACGACGCUCUGCCGCCCUGUACAGCUUUCAUCGUGUUCAGCGGCACGGGCGACCCGCGCGAGGUGGGCCGGCUGCAGGCGAUGCAAGCGCAGUUCCGCAAGGAGUACAAUACCCCGGGCUCGAAAUGGGACCAGCUCAGCGUGCAGUGGACUGACAAGGAAGAGCAAGCCCUGCGGCGGGCGGUGAAGGCCGCACGCAGCGGGGUCGGUUUCAUCGGUGUGAAAUAGGGGUAGCGUCCGCCAGCAUGGUUCGUGGAGCGCCGGUGGAGGUUGGUGGUGUCUUAUCCGUGGUGUGGAAUCGCGCUGCGUCGGUCGAUUUUGAGGUUGCUUUUCGGAGUGUUUUGACGCCUUGCCUUGGUGGAUCACCUGUCGGAGGCGUACGGUAGCAGCGAUGGCGUGCUUACUCUACGCGACAUGAUCGUCUGAGUAUAACGUAUAAGAGUGAUGUAAUCUUGGGGCGAUGAUUUGAAUGGAGGCUAGCCUGCGACCCGAAACCCAGGCAUGAUGGUCGAAGGUGGAUGAGAGAUAGAUGGAAAGAAGAUGCUUGAGAGGCAACAGCUCAAAAGGGGAAGCGGGUCAUGGUCUAUCUACAAGCCUUGCCUUAUAUUAUAGUCGCUUGAAAUUCGAUAUAGUCGAUG
Molecule: messenger RNA, 2637 nt
Organism: Chaetomium strumarium
Lineage: Eukaryota; Fungi; Ascomycota; Sordariomycetes; Sordariales; Chaetomiaceae
Exons: 1
Coding region: 110-2227 (705 amino acids)
Cellular component (GO): nucleus
Molecular function (GO): nucleic acid binding; exonuclease activity
Source: RefSeq, a predicted model, not a curated record